Tyto alba (common barn owl) is the source of this 4251-nucleotide messenger RNA. RefSeq names its product mitogen-activated protein kinase kinase kinase 21 (gene MAP3K21). NCBI's taxonomy places the organism in Eukaryota, Metazoa, Chordata, Aves, Strigiformes, Tytonidae. Gene Ontology annotation, molecular function: protein binding; JUN kinase kinase kinase activity; ATP binding. Gene Ontology annotation, biological process: protein phosphorylation. Bases 900 to 4109 code for a protein of 1069 amino acids. The record is from RefSeq and is a predicted model, not a curated record. The transcript has 11 exons.
GGGGCCGCCCCCCCGCCAGCCCACUCGCGUCCCUCGCACUUGCGAGGAAGCGGCUACAGUCGCUCGGGAAGCGGUAGGGUUUUUCCACUUCAGGCCACGAAAGUCUUUCUCUGGAAAUAGCAGCCGUACGGCGUUCGCUAUUUCCAGGCAGCGCCCCGGAGAAAGAACGGUGCGACCGCGCCGCGCAGAGCCCGGGCCCCCCGCCCAUGCGCAGCCAGCACGGGGGGGAAGCCCAGGCGCGGUGGGGGCGAGCGGCGGAGGCAACACGAACCGCGGCCGCUUGGUUUCCUCAGAAACCGCCUGGCUGUCAUCCCGGUGAAGCUGCCGGCGGAGGCACCAACCCUCAAUCUGCUCCGCCGCCCCGAGGGGCGGAGCGGGCCGGGCCAGGAGAGGCGGCCUGCACCCGGACGCCAGUAGCCGAGCGUCCGGGGGCCAAGGGCACCGCCCGGCUCCGGGCGGCGGGGGGGGCCGGGGGUGCCGUUACACCGCCCCCCCCCGGCGCUGACCGGCGCCCCAGCCCCGCCCACCGCGGCGGCCGGAGCCUGCCAGUCUGCGCGCGUGGGAGGGCGGGCGCGGGCGCCUACCUGCCCACACGCCCGCCCCCGGCGCGCGGCCUGCCCCACGUGACGGCCGGCGGCCAAUCCCUGGGGCCAGGGAGCGGGACAGGCGGGAGGGCGGGGGCGGGGCGCCGCCACUCCCCUCCCCGCCUAUCCCCGCGCGCGCUUGCGCCCUACCUGACCGAGACCGGUGGCGGCGGCGGCGACCGGGCCACGCCCCCUCCCCCGGCCACGCCCUUUCCCCUCCCGCGGCUCCCGCUCGGCGGCGGCAGGUGAGGAUGCGGCUGGGCCGGUGCCCCCGCGUCGGCGGCGCUCGCGGCCGCCGGGGCUGAGGUCGCUGCCAUGGCUCUGCCGGGCGCCGGGGCGGCGGCGGCCGCCGGUGGUGGGGGUCCGUGCCCGCUGUGGACGGCGCUGUACGAUUACGAGGCGAGCGGCGAGGACGAGCUGAGCCUGCGGCGGGGGGACGUGGUGGAGGUGCUGUCGCAGGACGCGGCCGUGUCUGGCGACGACGGCUGGUGGGCGGGGAAGAUCCGCCACCGCCUCGGCAUCUUCCCCGCCAACUACGUGACCCGCCAGCCCCGUAGCGGGGCGGCGGGGGGCGGCGGCGGCGCGGGGCGAGGGGACCCCGCGGGGAGCCUGACGGAGAUCGACUUUCAGCACCUGGAGCUGCAGGAGAUCAUCGGCGUGGGCGGCUUCGGGAAGGUGUACCGGGCCACUUGGCGGGGCCGCGAGGUGGCCGUGAAGGCGGCGCGGCAGGACCCCGACGAGGACAUCACGGCCACGGCGGAGAGCGUGCGGCAGGAGGCCAAGCUCUUCUCCAUGCUGAGGCACCCCAACAUCAUCGCCCUGCACGGGGUCUGCCUGCGGGAGCCCAACCUCUGCCUCGUCAUGGAGUUCGCCCGCGGCGGCUCCCUCAACAGGGCCCUGGCCGCCGCCGGGGCCGGGGCCGGGGCCGCCCGCGGGGGCCGCCGCAUCCCCCCGCACAUCCUGGUGAACUGGGCGGUGCAGAUCGCCCGCGGCAUGCUCUACCUGCACGACGAGGCCAUCGUCCCCAUCCUGCACCGGGACCUCAAGUCGAGCAACAUUUUGUUGCUAGAGAAGAUGGAACAUGAUGACAUUUGUAAUAAAACUCUGAAGAUUACAGACUUUGGUCUGGCUAGAGAGUGGCACAGAACAACCAAAAUGAGUGCAGCAGGGACUUACGCAUGGAUGGCUCCAGAAGUUAUCAAGUCCUCCAUGUUUUCUAAAGGAAGUGAUAUUUGGAGUUAUGGAGUGUUGCUGUGGGAACUGCUUACAGGAGAAGUUCCUUACCGUGGCAUUGAUGGCCUUGCUGUGGCUUAUGGAGUUGCUGUAAAUAAACUUACUUUGCCCAUUCCAUCCACCUGCCCUGAACCAUUUGCAAAACUAAUGAAAGAAUGCUGGGAGCAGGACCCUCAUAUCCGACCAUCGUUUGCCUUAAUUCUUGAACAGCUUACUGCCAUUGAAGGGGCAGUUAUGACUGAAAUGCCUCAAGAGUCUUUCCAUUCCAUGCAAGAUGACUGGAAAUUGGAAAUUCAGCAGAUAUUCAAUGAAUUGAGGACCAAGGAAAAAGAGCUUCGAUCACGAGAAGAGGAGUUGACAAGAGCAGCUCUUCAGCAAAAAUCUCAAGAAGAAUUACUUAAGCGCCGUGAGCAACAGUUAGCAGAACGUGAGAUCGAUGUAUUGGAGCGUGAGCUGAAUAUCAUGAUAUUCCAGUUAAAUCAAGAGAAGCCCAAUGUAAAGAAGAGGAAGGGCAAAUUUAAAAGAAGCCGCUUAAAACUUAAAGAUGGACACAGAAUUAGUUUGCCUUCAGAUUUCCAGCACAAAAUAACUGUGCAAGCAUCCCCGAAUCUGGAUAAGAGGAGGAGUUUAAACAGUAACAGCUCUAGUCCAUCAAGUAGCCCCACAAUAAUUCCUCGGCUUCGAGCUAUACAGUUGAUUCCCAAAACAGAUACACACACAACUAAUGGCCGAAGAAACAGUGUAUAUGUGUACCAGCAAGAUGUAGAUAUCACAAGUGAAUAUGAACUUCCCAGUGGGGUUAUGAAAAAAGGCAAGAUUUCAUUAUGUUUCAAAGUAACUUCAGAUGAAAGCAACAAAACUUGGGGAAGGAGCACAGCUUUUCACCAAGAAGAGUUUGAAGAUGUGAAGAGAAGUUUUAAAAAGAGAGGUUGUACCUGGGGACCAAGUUCAGUUCAAACAAAGGAUCGUGCAGAUUGUAAGGACAAAAUAAGACCCCUUUCAGAUGGCAGCAACCCUUGGUCAACCCUUUUAAUGAAAAAUCAGAAGGGUGUUCCAUUAGCUUCACUAUUUGUGGACGAAGGUGUCUGUACUGAUAAGAAACUUCUCCCUGAAGGUUUGGACAGUAAAAGACCAAAGCCAAUUAAGUUGCCGAAUCAGGCCUACAUUAAUCUACCUCUUUGGAAAGAUGAUCAGGGUGAGAAUACAGUAGAACAUGAGAGCUUUGAAGAAGGAACCUCUGCUAGCUCUACAAACAGUACUCCUCAAAUGACACCUACAAACAGUCUAAGCAGGACGCUGCAGAAAAAGAAAACUGAUUCGGUGCUGUAUGGGUGUGCUGUCCUUCUUGCAUCUGUUGCCCUGGGCUUAGAUAUCAGAGAGCUGAACAAGACGACGGGUCCAGAUGAACUCUUGCCUAAAGAUGAGAAGAAGAAGCGUGAUGGAAUAUUUCAGCGUGCUUCAAAAUUUCGCAGGAGUGCUAGCCCUACACGACUGCAGUCCAAGAAAGAGGAAACAAGUAUUCCAUCCCUAAAUCCAGCUGCAAAUACUGUGAAUCUUCUCUCUAUGCCCUCCAUUUCCACAAAAUGCCUACUUCAGUCUGACAGUGAAGACGCCCUUAUAAGCACUGUGGUUGGUGACUGCGGUCCAUAUAGUUCCACAGAUGACUUCUCAUCUGAAACCUGUGAAAGUAAGAGAGAACAGAGGUUAAAGUUGGCUCCUAACACAGUUUCUACACAAUUAAAACAUCAGCCUUUUAAUCUUUGUCUGAAACAAGAAUCUCAAAAUGUGCCAAAAGAUUCCUGGAUGAAGUUAAGUGUGUUGGGUCACAGACGAGCCUUAUCAGAUGGGAACGAUUUUCAGACCACAGCUAAUGGAUUCACUUCAACCAGUGAUGUCUCCCCAUUACCAGUUCUGUCAGUUACUAGAACUCUGCACUCUCCAUCUGUUCAACAACGAAGCAAUCACAGUGGUGUUUCAACUGAAAAGCAAAGCACUAUCAAUAUUAUAUCAAGGCCUCGACCUUCUUCUCUAAGAAGUAAAAUCGAUGCAUGGCAGAUUAUUCCACGUAUUAUUAAACCAAACUCUAAAGACACUGAGUAUUUAGAGGGCAAUGUAGAUCCAGAUGUUAACUUCUUGGCAGAUACUGAGGAAAGAACUAACUGCCACAUGCCCUCAUUACUUGAUAUUGAUGUGGAAGGUCAAAACAGAGACUGUACUGUGCCUUUAUGUAGAAUGAAGAGCAAAACUUGUCGGCCUUCUAUAUAUGAACUGGAGAGAGAGUUUCUGUCGUGAGUGCCUUUCAUUUUAAAAAUGUUUGCUUUUUAAAGGGGAACAAAUGUAAAAUUCUUGUCCAUCUAAUGCUUUGUGCUGCUGUUUUCUGAUGUACUGUGACAAAUAGUACCAAAAUCAUUAAAAUGGGCAGCUAAUAAAGAAA